GGGGGGGGGGCUACUAGAAUGUGAAACUCCAAGAGAUGCAAAUCAGAACAUUUCAUGUAGGAAAUAAGGAAGAUACUUGCAGAAUGUUUUCAUCAGUCUCGGUGAUGACCAUUAGCUUAGAUUGCUUUAAAAGGGGACCAGACAAAAUUCAUGGAUGAUAUAUAAAUAUCUAUGAAUAAGGGUCCUUCUCUCUCCCCCCCCCCCGCCAUGACUGCUUAACGGUAUCUCUGACUAUCAGAUUCUAGGUUAAAAUGACAGGGAACGCCUGCUGGCCUCAUGCUCUGUGGGCAUUGCAGAAGAUCUGGCUAGCCACCUCUGGCAACAGAAAUGCUGGACUAAAUUGACCCGGGGCCUGAUCCAGCAGCGCUCUUAUGCUCUUAUUGCAAACCAUUUUGCACAUUAAUAGUGCAAGAUAAGAAAAAAAGCAAGAUAAUCUUACUGUAAGAUGUAAGCUGAUGACAAUUUCAAGCUGUUGAUUUCAAUGGGAUUUUGUCCAAGCAGUUUGACAUAACUUGGCUUUAAUAGGAUUUUCUAGGCUCCAGGAUCAUUAUCUCUGCUUAGGUAGAGACAACUCUGUCAUUUUUGUUUCCUCUCAGUUUCUCAUCCCCGUGCCCCAAUCUUCAACUCAGUUUACCCUAAUCAGUCUGCAGUUUUUUUAAAUUUAAAGAACUCAGGAAAAUUCGCCACCAUUUUCGUGCAUGUUUUUAGUCCUAAUAAACACAUUUUUUGUGUUUAUAUUUUCCCCAAUAUAAUGCAUUUUAUUCUAUUUAACUAGUAUAUGCAUUUUUUACAUGCACUUUCCUCAAACACAUCCAUUUUAUUUUAUUUUUUGGAGAACGGCAUCACAAUAUUCCAAGGGGGGGGGGGGAAUUGUGAAGGACAGCUGUGUUUCAUAUUUUAUAUUAAGUAGUGCUAAUGGGGUCACGAAGAGUCGGACACGACUAAACGACUAAACAACAAAUUAGGCAGGUUCGCGUUAAAACGUUAACCAGACCAAAUUUCCCCCAGCCUUCCCUCCGCCUAAAUAUACUUGUUGAACAUUUUGUAUCCUCGGCAAAGUGUUAAAUUUCCACUUGUAAAGCAGAAUAUGCCAUAUUGUUCUUUUGUACCGGUAACCAAUCUAGCACCUAGUGUGGUUGCAAAUGUCAAUUUCUUGGUCGAUAGGGAAAAGAUAAAGAGGCUGUGUACCGUCCUGCUGUUGUGAGCAGCAAAAAGGGUCUCGCGCCCCAUAGAGCAACGAUAAUGUGGCUACUGGCAAAUUGGGGCUAAUUGCCAGUGGCAAGUAGAAGAGCUGCUUUCAGAAAGUUGCUAACUUCAUGCCGGCGAUACGGUGUGCAAUAAAUGGGUUGCGUGUUUCCAUGUCAAUCCCUAAUAGUGUUAAGCUGAAGUGCAUUGCUUAUUUAACUGUUUCACAAUAAUUUCAUCCUUUCUACUCUGAGACAUCAAAGAUAGCCAGAGUUUCACUGAAUCAUAAAAUUGCAGAGCUGGAAAGGGACCCCAAGGAUCGUCAAGUCCAAGCCCCUGCAAUGCAGGAAUUAUGCAGGGAUAAGUUUCAAUCAGAGAAGUACAAAAUCUUUUGGAAUGGGGACGAAAGAAGCUGCCUUAUACAAUGGUCCAAUUAGCUCAGUACUGCCUGCGCUGACUGGCAGGGACUCUCCAAGGUUUCGGCCAGGAGUCCCUCCAGCUUUACCAGAUUUGCUGGGGAUUGAACUCAGAACCUUCUGCAUGUGAAAUCAAAGCCCCAGUGGAGGCAGCUCCAUUUGGAUGAAUGGGGCACUAAUCCACCAAACUCAGCCUGCUCUCAGCCAGCUCCCUACCUACUUUCCCACUUAAAACCCAGGGCCUGUGGAUUUUUUGGAUUAUUUAAAGAAAUAUUGUAGUAUGAUAAAUUCGCGAGCAGGAUUUGAACUACAAGCAACAGAAGGAAUGAAAGAUUAUCAUAUUGUACUGUUGUUAUCAGAGAGAAGAUAAGGUGCAGCGGAGAGGGGGAUAAUAAUUUUAAAAACCCACCGUGGAAAAUGAGUUGUGAAGUCGAUAAAAGAAAAGAAAAAAUUAUUAUGUAUUGAAGUGAAUAUGUGAUUUUUAAAAAAUAAUAAUAAUUUAAUAAUAUAUAAAUGGGGGGGGGCAGUCCAUGGGAUGGUCCUACCUGUUAGCUUCCUCCUCCCUAAGCCUCAAUGACACCCCUUUGUAGAACUGAGCAGGGAGGGGACAAACGUAGAAUUAGUUGGCUUUGUCGGUCAUAUUUUUUGGCUUCACCUGCUGUUGGUCUCCCUGCCUUCCACCCUACCGGUUUCAAUGGGCACCAGGUACCACUGCAGCACCCCCAAAGUCCUUCCUCCAAAGGAUAGCUGGGUUCCAAUCAGCCCAGUAGUCUGAGAGCUGCGGACAUAUCAGAAUCCCCAAGAUUGAUUUCCUCAAGCACCCCAAUGUCAGACUAUUUGUCUCUGUAGCCCAGUAUGGUCUACUCUGACUAACAGCAUCUCUCCUGAGUCUCUGGCAGAGAUCUCUCUCAUUACCUACUCUUCUUUAAACUGAGGAUGUUGGGGGACCAAAUCUGGGACCUUCUACAUACAAAAUAUCUGCACAAGCACUGAGCUAUAGCUUCGAAGUGGCACGAAAAAUGUUGGGUAAUCUGGAUUGAUGCUCAAUGUCAAAGAAGAAUUGUUGUUGUUGUUAUGCUGCUCAUCUGACUGGGCUUCCCCAGCCACUCUGGGUGGCUUCUAAUAAAUUACAAAGCCACAGUAAAUAUUAAAGACCUCCCUAUACAGAGCUGCAUUUGGAUGUCUUCUAAAAGUCAGAUACAGUGGUACCUCUACUUACGAAUAACUCUACUUACGAAUGUUUCUACUUACGAAUGGAGCUCCACCCGCCAUCUUGGAUGCGGUUUAGACAGGAUUUUUUCUACUUACGAAUUUUUAGAUAGGGUUGCUUCGACUUACGAAUUUUUUCUCCCAAUGCAUUCCUAUGGGAUUUGACUUACAAUUUUUUUCGACUUACAAAUGUGUGUUCGGAACGCAUUAAAUUCGUAAGUAAAGGUACCACUGUAGUUGUUUAUUUCCUUGACAUCUGAUGGGAGGGAGUUCCACAGGGCAGGCACCACUACCAAGAAGGCCCUCUGCCUGGUUCCCUGUAACCACCAGAAGACCCUUGGUUGGAGCUGCAUCCCAGUGUACAUCCCAGCUGAACAAUGUGGGUGGAGAUGCUCUUUCAGGUAUACAGGGUAGAAGCUGUUUAUGGCUUUAAAGGUCAGCAGCAACACUUUGAAUUGUGCUCAGAAACAUAGUAUGAAUGUUUGGUGGUAUGCCUGAGCUUUGAAUGACUAUCAUUCAAAAAUGAUAAUAAUAAAAAAUGAAUGACUAUCAUAUUUUGGGAUCAAGGAAUUUCCUCAUCCUCAUCUGAAACUGCACCUUUGUCUAGUUGACUAACAACCCUGCCUCCACCCUGCCCUUUCUCUCUCUGAGAGAGAUUUCAUAUCUCCCCUCUGCCUCUUGUAUGUGGGUUAGCUCCUUAGACUGAAACAACAGGAAAAGUGAAAUAAAACUAUUCUUUGCUAGGGUUUCCUGAGCGGAGAUCUACCAAGUGUGCAUUUCUAUCCCCCAACUCUUCCCAAGGCAGCGAUUUAAGAAGAAAAUAAAAACAACAUACUGAAUUAAACACAUCAACAGCCUUAAUCUUAAGAUUGUACCACAUCUGUUCUAGAAACUAUUAUGGUACUUUGAGGAGGUGUUCAGGCUCAGGUUUUGGGCAAGAAGGCUGUAAUAGCAUCCUCCAUGCGAGCUGCUUGGCAAUAUGAGGACACCACCACAGCCCAGUUCACAGCAUGACAGUACUGGGGAAGGGCUAUGGUUCAUUGGUAGAGGACAUGCUUUGCAUGCGAAAGGUUGCAAAUUCAAUCCCUGGCACCCCCAAGCAGAUUUCCAGGUAGGGUCAGGGAAGACUCCUGGCUGAUUCUGCACAAUUCUUUGUUCCAACUGCAAAAAACAACAACAAACCCACCUUUUUGCCUACACCUACAACUAGGUAUGGGUUCUGCUAAACUUUCUCAGCUUAGUUUGCAUAUUAUGCAAACUAUUUGUUAAUUUUGAAAGUUGUAUGAUGGCCUGGAGUAGGGUUAAGCAAUCUCCCACUCCUCCAACACGCAUUCUGAUUUCCCACUCGAAAUUACCAGUACUCCUUUCAGGGCAGGUUUAAAGGAAGGAAACAGACGGUUGAGUUUUCUAAGAUAAUGCUACUUGUAAUAAUAAUAAUAAUAAUUUAUUAUUUAUACCCCGCCCAUCUGGCCGGGUUCCCCCAGCCACUCUGGGCGGCUUCCAACAAAACAGAAAUUCUAAAAUACAGAAAUCCAUCAAACAUUAAAAUACAGAAAUCCAUCAAACAUUAAAAGCUUCCCUAAACAGGGCUGCCUUGAGAUGCCUUCUAAAGGUCUGGUAAUUGUUGUUCUCUUUGACCUCUAGUGGGAAGGCCUUCCACAGGGUAGGUGCCACUACCGAGAAGGCCCUCUGCCUGGUUCCCUGUAACUUGGCUUCUCGUAGUGAGGGAACCGCCAGAAGGCCCUCGGAGCUGGACCUCAGUGUCCGGGCAGAACGAUGGGGGUGGAGACGCUCCUUCAGGUAUACCGGACCGAGGCAUGUAUUUGAACCUUCAAAGGCUAAAUAAAAAUUAAGGCAAUUGUAGAUGUUAAAGGUAGCAGCCCUAUGCCCUCUUUCCUGAAAUUAAGCCUCACUGUGGGCAUUACAUCUUAUAAAGUGUGUCUAUAAUAUUUUCACCAAUAUGUGCAUUUUCAUGCACACUUUAAUAUAUGCAUUUUUUGUACUCAUUGCUCAGCUGGAGAACUGCACUGCAAAAUUCGGAGAAGUGCAAAUUUCAAAGGGCCAUAUAACACUGGUCCUGAAAAACUUACAUUGGCUCCCAGUACAUUUCCAAGUGCAAUUCAAAGUGUUGGUUGCUGACUUUUAAGGCCCCGAACAGCCUCAGCCUGAAGGUAUACAGUUUUUAAUUGUGUCCGGGGAGGAGUCUGUGAAAGCAAAAGUUCAAAAUAGGCAUUCACACGAUACACAGCUUCUAUAAUUGCAACCUGCCACGUGCCUGAAUCUCUCUGGCAGAAUGAAAGCUGACUGUCACCAUAGCAAGGCUAGAGUGGAAGUCUGCUUAGUUGAAGAGUUGGUUUGGUGAUGCUUUGCUGGAGUGAAUGAGAAACACGCUGUUUGUGCGGCUGCAUGGAAGUUGAUGGCACAUGGGGCUUCUGCAUGCAACUGAGUACUUGAUUUUUGGGUAAGAAAGAGUCUGACCUCCGUUGAGCUGAGGUGUGCUUUGUGGGUGGUAAUUUUGACUGAGAAACCAAACCUGCCUUUGGCAGAAAGUGACUAUGUGGGUACUGUACAGCAUAGAGGUUCAAGAUAUACACAAGGUGGCUUAAAAAAAAAGGAAAUGCAAGUGUUAAUUGCAAAUUUUGCAAAGCUAGUAAUAGAAAUGUCAAUAGGGAAAGGGGUGAUUAACACUUCUAGUUCAGUCUGCUGUUGCAAUCUUACCCCUACCCCCAAGAAGACUUUCCUCUGCACUGUCAGACCACUGCUACAACCAAAUUAGAAACAUAAGAAGCUACCUUAUACAGAAUCAGACCAUUGGUCUACCUAGCUCAGGACAGCACCGUUUAGAUUGGCUGGAAGCAGCUCUCUAGGGUUUCUGUCAGGGGACAUUCCCAGUAUUUCUUGGAGAUACUGAAGACUGAAGUGCAACAUUCUGCAUGCAGAGCUGAUGCUCUACCACUAAACUCCCUCAAUAAUAAUAAUAAUAAUAAUAAUAAUAAUAAUAAUAAUAAUAAUACAAAACUCCAGAUAGCACUGCAUGAGAUGUUAUACACUACUCGCCAGGCAAAAACAUUCCUCUUCUCCCAGGACUUUGGCUAAUUCAACAAUCAAUGGGCAUUGAUUAUGUAUUUUUGUGUUUCUAUAUUGUCAUCUACCCUUCGAGUGAAGGGCAGUACAGAAAUUAAAUAAAAAAUUAAAAAAUAAGAAAACUCUUUCUCAGGACAACCUCCCCUAACCCAGCAAUAUGGGCAUAAGAAUGCUGAUCUACUCUGCAGGGCUGUUGUGAUCCUUGCAGUCAGAAUUUCCCCACUAUAACUUGAGUAGAAUAAUGGUGGAUUUUACUUGCAUUGAGGGGCUACUUAAAAAAAACCAAACUUUAGUACUUAAAGAAUAAUAUUUACCCCUGCAUGAAUAAUACCUGAAUCAGAGCAAGAACUGUCUUUGCCGGCUUCUGCUGUCUGCUUGUGGCAUGUUUUAUUGUGGAUAAUACAGGUUAAUCUCCAGAAGGGUUAAUGUGCAGAAUAUUCCGCAAGGGUGUGUGUGGAUUAGAUGGUGGAAUCAUCUCCAGAACUUUGAUUAUAAAAUAGGGGCAUGGGGAUGAAUGGGCUCAGAAUGUUUGAACGAAAGGCUGUAAUGGUGCUUUGCAAAUCUACCUACUUUCAUUUGUGGUCAGUAAAAUUUUUAAUGUUUCCCAGUUGCUUUGUGAUUUUAAAAAAAAUUAGGGUGGGAUGCAAUUAGAAUAGAGAGUUCCCAGUUCCUUUUUUUAAGAGAAGCCUUCUGUCCACAGCCAGAAGAUUCCAACUUGAUUUCUGACCCACCAGUAAAUUCAACAAGUGCUUUCUGAUCCUUAGAUCCUUUGCCAGACUCUAGCUGUUUCCGUGGAUAGGAGUAAAUUGCAUUAGGAGGCCGGAAUGUAAGAGGCAAGACCCAACGUAUGGGAUCUAUCUAAGCCCACUUUAUUAACUGUAACUCUAGGAACUUAUGAACCGCACAGGGGAAAGUGUGGGAAAUAUUCAAAUCCUGUAUCAGGCUCCUGACCUCGUUGUGGUAGGGUAAGCCUACCAUGCAGGAAUGAAAGUUGGCAUUAAUUCCCCCUCUUCCCACCCGCCACACCUCUUCAGGUGGGGAGGGAGGUCUUCCUGAUUCACACUCCAAUUCCCAUCAUCCCUGACCACCGGCCCUGUCAGCUAGGGGUCAUGGGAGUUGUAGCCCCAAAACAUCUGGAGGGCCGAGUUUGCCUAUGCCUGGGUUAAUCUCAAAAGUGAUCCAUGCCCUACUGCAUGGAGCCCAGAGGCCCGGGUGCAAAUACUCACAAUUUGUGCCGACUUCUUCCCUUUCUUGCACAUCCCUGCUAAGUCACCAAAUGAGGUCAAUCAACAUAAUUAUCCCACUUCCCCAGCUAACUGCACCUGCCUAGCACUGCAGGAUGGAGUAGGUGAAAAAAAACCUCCACCUCCCUCAGUUAAUCACAGGAGAGGACAAUAAUUCCUUCUGGGCCCCUACUGUGAUCACCACCUUAUCUGCAUCCCAGGAAGAUGGGCCAAGUGGCUCGUCUUCAGAGAGGUGGGGUUGAGGUGUCUGCUGUUCCUACACAGCACAGGUGCCCGUCCAGGAGCUCAGCUAGACACAGUUUCCUGCCAGGCUUCCAUUCCCUCCCACAAACAUGCUCCCUCCCAGACCCACUUUUGGGGCUGGACUGGGGGAGCAAUACCACUUUUAUGCUUUCGACUAGGUCCUGGUUUUGUCCAUUCAUAGAAUCAUAGAGUUGGAAGAGACCACAAGGGCCAUCCAGUCCAACCCCCUGCCAAGCAGGAAACACCAUCAAAGCAUUCUUGACAUAUGCCUGUCAAGCCUCUGCUUAAAGACCUCCACAGAAGGGGACUCCACCACACUCCUUGGCAGCAAAUUCCACUGUCGAACAGCUCUUACUGUCAGGACGUUCUUCCUUGUCAGUAUCCUUCUUGAACUGUGGUGCCCAGAACUGGACACAGUACUCCAGGUGAGGUCUGACCAGAGUGGCACUAUUACUUCCCUUGAGCUAGACGCUAUACUCCUAUUGAUGCAGCCCAGAAUUGCAUUGGCUUUUUAGAUGCGUUGGCUUUUUCAGCUCUUGAACUUACAAUGUGCCUGUCAAUUGGCUUAUUUUUUUAAAAAACAACAACAACAUUAAAAUAGAAAGAUAGCCAAGAAGACAGAGAGAGAGAGAUGCAAAUGUUUUAAACACGAUGACUAUUUAUUUAAUUUGUUUCCCACUCAGUUGAUAGCCUGUUUGACCAUAUGGGGUACUUCACACCUAUUUAAGUUUUAAAAUAUUACAAUUUUCUUUCCCUAGUCGUAGCACUGAGGUGAACUUAGAAAACAUAAUAUAUUCAUGUUUGCGCAUAUAUGUGUAUAUUUGUGUGGCUAUGCAGAUCUCUCUUGCACGCAUGCCCUUGAUCAGAAUCCUGCUAGGGUCUCUAUUCUUCACAUAAUGGGGUGGGGUGGGGAGUUUAUAUAUAGCUACAGAGAUGACUCCAAUUUGGCCCCAAGUGUUUCUACGCCUUUCUUUUUCUGCUUUUUGCAUUAUGUAAUUGCAAGCGUAUUACAUAAUUUUGUACAGCAUUAAAAUGCGUUUGGGCCAACGGUGGCAUUUCCAACAAAGAGGGCAUAGCUCAGUUCUUAUAUGUUUUAUUAUGGCUCUUACUUGCAUAAUUGGGCUUUCUUUUUCCCUUUUUUGUGCCAAUGAUUAUCAUUAUUGAGAAACUUUAGGGUUGAGGCUCUGAUAUUUAAGGUUCUUUUAAUUAUUAUUUAGCCUAAAUGUGUGAUAUUGUAAGUGUGCAUUCUGCUGUUAAAUGCUGGGUUAAUUAAAUAUUUCUGAAUGCUCAAACACUUUUGCUCCCCUUCCCCAAUUCUUCUUUAAAGAAGCUACCAAUCUGAAAACUUUACUUAUCAAGAAAUUUUUCCCCAGUCAGAAAACCCAGAAUGUUUUGGAGCCUCAAGUUAUUUGUCUGGGUCCUAAAAAGGGGGGGGGGGGUGUUGAGGUGGACAGGCAGGCAUGUUUACAUAAGGGAAACUGAGGAAUAAACUGUUCAAAGGUUGAACAGUUGAUGAUGAAAAUCACAUCUCCGGGCAUCCCCUUCCAUGUUUUUAUCUUCUAGACUGCCCUUUGCCAUAUCCCCCCAUUUUAAGUUUCCAAGAACUGCAAAUUACAGAUUUCUUACAGUAGUCCAAUUACAAUCUCUAAAGGUCUCGCUCUGGCAAGAUGAAAUAUAAUACUUAAAUUACUUAAAUAUGUAAAGUAGGGGGCUUUGGAAUAUCAUUAAUAAUGAUAGGUUCAUGGAUAUUUACAGCUUCUGAUACUCCCCCCCCCCACACACCAUUGCUGCUGCCUUGAUGGAGGUGAACGUAUAACCUCCAUUGCUGCCAAUGAUCUGAGUAUGAGAAAGAAAGAUAGCUUUGUUGGAAGAGCUCAAGACUCUCAAUUUCAAGGUUGUGGGUUCGAGCCCCAUAUUGGGCAAAAAGAUUCCUGCAUUGUAGGAGGUUGGACUGGAUGACCCUUGUGCUUCCUUCUGACUCAAUGAUUCUAUGUGACAAGCCCAUUUGGACCUCAGGCAGCUGAGUGGUUAGUAUUAAGCCAUGGGCAGGAAACCUGUAGCCCUCUGGAAUUGUUGGACUAUUGGCCAUGUUGACUAUGGCUAGUGGAAUUGUCUGAUAACUUCUGAUGGGCUGUGAGCUGUGUCUCACCCAUGUUCAAAGGAAGUACAGUUGUAGCUUGGAAAUCAAACAGAAUCCGUUCCUGAAGUCCGUUUGACUUCCGAAACGUUCGACUUCCUGAGCGCGGAUUCUGCAGGAGCUUCCUGCAGCCAAUUGGAAGCUGCGGAAGCCCCAUUGGACGUUCGGCUUCCAAAAGAACAUUCAAAAACUGGAACACUCACUUCCAGUUUUUGAUCAUUCUGGAGCUGGAACAUUCAACUUCCAAGGCAUUUGGAAGCUGAGGUACGACAGUAUCUCAUAAUGGAUUACAUGAAAAACUGACCUCCAAUUCUGGAAGUUAAGGAAAAUCAAAUAUAAAAUCAAAAGUUUAGUGAGGAGGAGUUCCUUGUGAAAUGCACAAGCCAUCCAACCCAUAAUUUUAACUAACUCAUGGUCCCCCAUGCAGCUUUCUAAACACAGGGAAUAAAUGGGGCAGAACAGAAAGUGGAAAGUGGGCAGCUUCUCUCUGCUCCCAGUUGUACAUAAUUUGACUGCUGGUAUCUUUUUAGGAUACAGUCCUGUGAGUACGCCCAUUAGGGACACAGCUACGCUUCCUCCAUAGGAAAUCAGCUGUAUUGAUUUAAAACAUUUACCAUACCCUCCGUCUCUAGGAGUAGUAUCCUAGGUGGUGGCUUGGAAUUCUCACUUUCUGUUGGUGAUACGGCUGAAUGAGAUUAUUAUUUUUUAUGCUUAAAGUAAAAUUGGCAUUAAAGGAAUACACACAACUACAAAAUAAGGACAUUUCUCAUCUGCACAUUGCACAUCUUACAGGUGCACCUACAGUAUUUCUAGUGUACAGCUGAAGCCGUAUUGUGGAAAUGUGACAUGUAGGUGGUUGAAAAACGCCUGCAAUGCACAUAGGCUUCCCAUUAAGCUGGCCUUGGUUGUGGCUCCCUGUGACAUGCGCUCUCUGGCAAACUUGGACUUGUGACUAUGUAAUGUGUGAACUAGCUCUUUUUUUGAGGCACAGUUCACUAUUUGUGAUUGUUGGUCCCCUCCACCCACCUUAAUUAUACAUCUGGGGAAAAGUAGUGGAAUAUUUUCGGAGAGUUGUGACUAGCUUCAUCGUUCAGCUUCAAAUGCUCAAUGCUCAGUGCUUGUACUUGAAGGCUAAGAUUCAGGCACCUUCUAUGAAUAUAAGAAGUCUGUUUUGCAAUGCGCAUGCAUAGUCUCACAAUUUAUACAAACUAGAUUCCAACCAUUUUCUUGGUGCUCGGCUUGAGUGGCUGACAGAGGCUUUAAGUAUAUGAAAGAAACCACUGUCCAAGUUUAUGAAUGGGGUCACUUUUGUUGGUAUCUUGUGGGGGGGGCAAAGGUGUGUGCGUCUGCGUGUGUUUUAAUAAAACCUUGGGUAGCCAAUGACUUUUCUCCAGCUGAAUAAUGAAAACAGCUACCUCGGCCAAAAUUCUCUUCCUCCUUCGAUGGCGGUCUCCUCCUCCCCCCCCCCCUGCCAAAACCAGUCUCACACACACACACCCCUGGACUGAAGAAAAGUUUCUUAGUUCUCUGUUUUAAAAUGGCCAAGUGUAUUAAGCUACUCCAGGCAAGUGGCCCUUACCACCCCAGAUGGUUUAUGGAAACAAAAUGCUGUUUGCUUAGGAAUAGGUUGUAUGGCGGUGUCUGUUGCCCAAGCACUGCGGAGCGUGUUAAAUCGGGAUAGAAGUUAAUGGACCAAGGACAUGCUGAGAUUUUAACACUUUUCCAUUUGAGCUGAAUAUACAGCUUUAAAUCAGGAUGCCUGUCUUCCUUUAAUGACACAACAAGGAGAAACAAAGGAUUGACGGUUUAAACACCCAGCACAAAACUGCCAUUGUUUUGACCCAGAGCUGCUUCAAUCUUUGCCUGUGGAAUACAGAUUUCGGGGUUGCAACUGGGUGGGCAUUUCUGCAUCAUCAUCAUCAUUAUAAAAAAAGUACAAAAGUGGGUGCAGAUUUAUAUUGAGUUAGCAUUUGCUCGCUGAUACCGACCCAUGCAAAUUGAGAAAUUACUGUUACUUAAAUAUUUAGGGCUGGAUUCAACUAACCUGGUCCACUAGCAGGAGCCAACACAAGGAUUCGCACUAGCCCCAUAGGGCUUUCCCACUCUCUUCCCUUGUGUACCCUCAUGUCUCCCCCAAAUCCUCUAGGGAGGGUUGGGAGAAGCCCCAGAACAGGAGGCAAGCAGAAAUUCUUGUGUUGAUGGAACAAUCAUAUCAGCGCAAUGUUGAAGUCCACCCAUAAAAGCAUUCGUAUGGUAUUCAGCUAAGCUUUACUCAGAACAGAAAUUAAUGGACCCAACUUACUCAUGUUCAUUCUUUCAAUAGGGUCUACCAUGUGUGUGUGUGUGUGUGUGUGUGUGUGUGUGUGUGUGUGUGUGUGUGUUUGUGUGUGUGUGUGUGCGCACACACACACACACACACACACACAGCCUAAUACAGGGUGGGUGUAUAGGAGCCAACUCCUAGGGGCAAAGGUCCCUUUGGCCCCUCCAAUAAAAUAUUUGAGGGGGCUGGCUGUUGAUGGGUUGAUGGGUAUUGCCAUUCAAAUGGGUUUUGUGCAUUGUCUUGUGAUUGAUUCUGUGGGGCAGGGCUUACCUGCCCCCCCCCAAAAAAAUAUGUUGGCACCCCUGGGAUGGUGCACAUGUCCAUGAAUACAUGAAGACUAUAUAGGAAAUAGUAUGCUUCACAGUAGUGAUGAAGACUUUGACCAGGUGAGCUGUUUGCCUGCUCAGUCUGCUGCUUGGAUGCUAAUCGUGGGUUGGGAAAUUGAAGUUUUCCUGGUGUCCCUUUCUAAGGCUUUGUAUCAUUCAACCAGACUUGGACUGGGCAGCCCGUCAAAUAGAGAAACUCCUUGAAACAAAGGACUGAACCUCUGCUAUAAAGUAGGUCACAUGGCCACGUCAGGCUACGGUGGCAUAUAUCCUAAUUUUUAUUGUCACCUGCAAAAGUGGAUCCAAAACUCUGAGAAGGUCUUCACGAAAAACAUAAAAGCAUCACUGAUGGAACAUAUAUUGAAUCCUUUUCCCCAUGGCAUUUUCCUGAUAUAAAUCCCCCCCCCCCAAAAAAAACUUUUUAAGCCUUGCUGUUGACUCUGCUGAGAAUAGCAGAGUGGAAUUGGGUGGGGAGAAGGAUUAGAAACUGAAAAUUAGAGGCUGGGAUAUUUAAAGGAGGGGAAUGGAGUAGGAGAAAGAGUUAAACACUCAUGCUCCCCCCCCCACCAGUGGCUACUUUAAAGUUUUGUUGUUAUUUUUUAAGUCAGGAGAUCCGAUCGCAGAUCUCCUGCUGUUUGGGCCUGUAGUCUUGGAGACCUGAAAUUUUGGAGACAAGGUGCAUUAAGUAGAGAGCGUGAAAACUAGAGACUUGUUUUUCAUAAAAUAAAGGUUGAGCUGGAUGCUGUGCUGGAAGAAAAAUGCUGUUGUUCUUGGGGCACUGCCCCGGUCUAUUUGCUUUUUAUUUAGCUUAUAUCCUGUUCUUCCUUUGAGAAAGCUCAGACUACAUAAAAUGAAGGACCCAGUAGCCUCCUUAUUCAGUCCCUGAUCAGGGAACCACAUCUCUUUAAGCAUUAUCUUUUCCUCAGGAUUAGGCGUUCCCAGGACAAUCAAUGGAUGCUGGCUAUAUCUCUAGCUAACUUAACCCCUUCCCUCCAGCUGCUCCUUAUGAUGGUGCUUGUUCCUACAAAAGUCGGGUGAAAUUCAUUUCCGACUCAUAUCGGAUUUAGGGACCUGAAUUAUGACCGUUCUGAGGCCAGAUACACUGUGAUUGUAAUGGGGGUGUUUGGGUGGGUGUGGAGGGGCCGAGCCUGAGAGUGUUAGUUUAUUAAUCCCACACCUCCCCAUGCUUCCCCAUAGCAACUGAGCUGACAUUAUUUAACCAGAUUAUUGGCAGAACAAUUCUUCAUGAUCCAUACGAUGAACAGAGUUUUCUUCACGAGCAGGAAAUAACAGCUUAUCUGGCUGGCAGUGAAGUGAAUGCAUAGGGAUCAGCUUCUGUGUAAGAGGAAGGGUGAGCUGAGGAGGUGGGAAUCUUGCUUUUUUUUUUAUUUAAAGGAAAUCCCAAUCGAAAUCAGUUUUGACCAUAAUGUUCUUGUAAACUUCCAGAGAGGAAGGCACACUUGAUCAGUGUCAACAUCUUGUCCAUUUUCUUUCAAAACUUCUCUCCAUGUGCUCCAUACAUUAUAUGCUUCCUUUGUAGAGGGCUCCAGGCCGCUGUGGUUUGAGUGAGAUUUCAAAGCUUGCAUAGGACAGGUUAAAUUUGAGAAGGCUGCUGGUGGCGUCAAUGUGGGGAGGGGUGGGUGGGAUGAAGGGAAGCAUGGAAACGUGAAGCGAGGGAGUUUCAGAGUCGAAACAACUUGCCGAUUGUCUUCCCUAUUAUUAUUAGGCUUAAAGGUUCUAACAAGAUCCUUGGGUUAUUUGAUUUGAUUAACAGCGCUAAUUCUUAGUUGCCUAACACCAUUGAUGAAGGGGGAACAAGCAGCCAUCUCUCCCUCAUGCCAUACACAUACCACAAAAUGUCUCAAUGCAUCAGUCUCUUGAAACAGGCGCCCGCAUUGUGCUGUCCAAACUCAGUUAAAAGCUGGCUUUUGAGAGUAGCCAUUCUGAAAGCUGGGUGGGGUGAGAGGGGAGAGAGAGGGAGGAAGGACAUGGCAACUACUUCAUAGAAUCGUAGAGUUGGAACCUCCUGCCAUGCAGAAAUCUCAGGUGGCCUUCCAGCCUCUGCUUAAAAACCUUCAGUGAAGGAGAGUCCACAACCUCCCGAGGGAGCCUGUUCCACUGCUGAACAAAUCUUACUAUCAGAAAGUUCUUCCUGAUGUUCAGUCAGAAUCUACUUUCCUGCAUGUAUGUAUGAGUUAGUGGUCUGCAAUUCUCCCCUUUAUUUCAUUACUGGGAUUUGUCGACAGAUUGGUGUCCAUUUGCCACUGUUUUUCCAAUCCACUCCCGCCACACCUGAAGUUACCAGCACACACAUGAUUAGACUGCAAUGCAAAAAAAUGGAAUUCUGAUGUGAUCGUAUGACUGCAUCAACAUUCCCUGUUGUUCUGUGAAACAGUGCGUGCAUGUGCAAAUGUGCGUCAGUAACCUGUACAGGGGUAGGGAUGGGUAUAAUCUGUGGGUUUGCCAAUUCUUAUUUUGAUUUUAGAACUAUCCCUAAUUAAAGCAGAUGGAGCAGAGAAUGAGGCAGCAACAACCCAGGGAAUGAUAAUGAAAUGGAACAGGGGACACCCACUCAUUCUUCGGUUCACACGGCUUUUGGUAGGGAUGGCAUGAGAGUUCAUCUGAGUCUGGCUUGGAUUUGAACUCAGAUAUGUGGGGGUGUUUAGUGUAUGCCUGUGUUUGGAUUGUGUAUUUUGUUGCCCACACUAGUGUGUGUGACCUGCCCACUCUUGGAAUGCAGCCCCUGGCAGCUUUCAACCAGGGUAAUGUGUCCCUCGGUCCCCCAAAAAGGUUUCCCAUUCUUGCUAUAGCAAAUAAUUUAAAAGUGCAGGGAGGACAUAAGAAACACAUUUGUGUUUGCUUCUAAGUGAGUUUUGCAUAUCUCUUCUCCCACAGCCAUUUUAAAAAAAGGUUUGAUUGCGCCUCUCAGGUAUUAUUAUUAUUAUUGUUAUUAUUAUUAACAACUGGUAGGGGUUCGGGGAUUAGAGUUGGUAGACCUGCAUGUGUUUUGGGCUGUGCUGUUGGAGGCCAACCUAGGAGGAUGAAAGUUUGCGUUAAACUUGUGAGCACUGGCAACCCUGCAGUUGUUAAAAAGUGAUAUUUUUAAAAAAGCAGAAGUUAUCCAAACUAGACAUAUGGAGGACUGGAAGUGUGAACUUGUGAGACUCGGUUUUUCUUUUUCUUUUUCUUUUCUUGGAGAGCAGCUUUAGUUGCAAAACGCAGACCAUGUCUCUUGUGGCUUAGAAUACCGCAUGCGGGUGUUGGCCAAUGGACAACUGAAGAUAUAUAGCAUAUUCCAGAAUCUGUGAAUCACAGGUAAAAUGGGUAUCUGGUGAUGCCUUUCCUAACUGCAGCCGGGCUGUUGUCUUGUAUACAAUAAGAAACCAUCUUAACAUACUCAGAAUAUUGAUGGAUAAAGAGCAGCGGAAGAAGGGAUAUUGUGUGUGCUGAAUUUACAGAGGAUAAGACUCUCAGUGGUUGUUAUCCAUGAUGGCUAUUGUAUGUUCUUCCUUCACUGUUGAAGGCAGCAUGCCUCUGAACACCAGUUCCUGGGAAUCACAAGUGGGAAAAGUGCUGUCACAUUCAUGUCCUACCUCCCCAUGGACUCAAAACUUCAUUUGUAAAUUGUGUAGAGAGCCGUUUGCACUGUUUAGGCUGCAAUGCCAGAACAGUGUAUGAGGUAAUAACUGCGGUCAGUGACGGUGUUAGGAAAACAUUGUCUUGCUAUGUUGGUUGCUGAAAAACAGCAACCCAAAUACUUAGUUAUGUAUCUGUGAUAUUUAUUAGUCUAAAGCAUGGAAAAGACACCAUGGUGCAGCUGAUUCCCAGGGACUAAAUUAACACAUUUAGAAUUAGCUAGGAAAUCUGACAUUAUAGAGAUUCACCUCUCACUGGCCCUAUUUCACACCCUGGCUAUUUUUACAUGACUGGAGGGUGUCCUUGACCUCUGAAUCCUGCUUGCCUGGAUGCAAAUGAAAGAUGCAUGUGUGUGUGUGUGUGUGUGUGUGUGCGUGCGCGUAGAAACUAGCUUCUGCACAAAAGUAAAACUUGCAUCCACUGCUCCAUUCAUUUUUGCCUCUGGUCCCAUCCAACAUCAUCAUGUGGCCCUCAAAAGGUUCCUUGCAAUGGAAUGUGGCCCUAGGGCUGGAGAAAGCUUCCAUGCUUCUGUUUUAAGGCAUCUAGCUCAACCUCCUGCUUGAUGCAUGCAAACCAGAGCUUGGGAUGUCCCCAACAGAUACUGGUCCAGCCUUAACUUAAAGAUGUCCAGUAAGGGAGAGGGAGCAGAGAACAAGACUUAAUCCCCUUCCAUGGAGCAGACCUUCAGAUGUUUAAAGAAUACCUUCAUGUCCUGAUCUUCCCUUCACCAGGUUGCAAAUGCGAGUCAGGUCCUCCAUUUACCCAUAACUGUAUUGAAGCUGGUUGCAUUCCCUAACAAUGAAGGCGAUUGAUGGUACUACCCCACGUGUGACUGGCAGCAGCUUCUCAAUCUGGAGUCUUUUUCCAGACUUGCUUGGGACUGGAUCUGGGAUGUUUUGCAUGUCAAGAUGUCUUCCAAGCGACCAGCCUCUCCGUAUGGGGAAACAGAUGGAGAGGUAGCCAUGGUGACAAGCAGACAGAAAGUGGAAGAAGAGGAGAGUGACGGGCUCCAAGCCUUUCACCUUCCUUUGCAUGUGAGUUAUCCCAACAAGCCUCAUUCUGAGGAAUUUCAGCCAGUUUCUCUGCUGACGCAGGAGCCUUGCGGCCACAGAACUCCCACCUCUCAGCAAAACACAAUGGAAGUUGAUGGCAAUAAAGUGAUGUCUUCAUUUGCCCCGCACAACUCAUCUACCUCACCCUUGAAGGCAGAAGAAGGUGGGCGUCAGAGCGGAGAGUCCUUCUCUAGCACAGCUCUGGGAACUCCAGAAAGGCGCAAAGGCAGCCUAGCGGACGUUGUGGACACUCUAAAACAGAGGAAAAUGGAGGAGCUCAUCAAGAACGAACCAGAAGAAACCCCCAGUAUUGAAAAGCUACUAUCAAAAGAUUGGAAAGACAAGCUUCUUGCCAUGGGAUCAGGGAACUUUGGAGAAAUAAAAGGGACUCCAGAGAGCCUAGCUGAGAAAGAGAGGCAGCUCAUGGGCAUGAUCAAUCAGCUGACCAGUUUGCGGGAGCAGCUGUUGGCGGCUCACGAUGAGCAGAAGAAACUGGCGGCCUCACAAAUUGAGAAGCAGCGCCAGCAAAUGGAGCUGGCCAAGCAGCAACAGGAACAGAUUGCAAGGCAACAACAGCAGCUCCUGCAGCAGCAACACAAAAUCAACCUUCUCCAGCAACAGAUCCAGCAGGUCCAAGGUCAGCUGCCGCCAUUAAUGAUUCCAGUAUUCCCUCCAGACCAGCGAACUCUAGCAGCAGCAGCACAGCAGGGAUUCCUCCUUCCUCCUGGUUUCAGCUACAAGGCAGGCUGCAGUGACCCUUACCCUGUUCAGCUGAUCCCAACAACCAUGGCAGCUGCUGCCGCGGCAACCCCCGGCUUAGGUCCUCUCCAACUGCAGCAGUUGUAUGCUGCCCAGCUUGCGGCAAUGCAAGUAUCCCCAGGUGGGAAAAUACCUGGCAUCCCCCAAAGCAACAUUGGUGCGGCAGUAUCGCCUACCAGCAUCCAUACCGACAAGAGCACAACCAGCCCUUCACCCAAAAGCAAGGACGACGUGGCCCAGCCAUUGAACCUCUCGGCAAAACCCAAGACAGCAGACGGCAAGUCUCCCACAUCACCCACCUCUCCUCACAUGCCGCCCCUGAGAAUAAAUAGCGGGAGCAGCUCCCUCAAAUCUAUACCAGCAACGUUAGCCAGUCCUUCAGCCAGAGUCAACACAAUAGAUAUCCUUUCCUCUAUCACAUCAUCAGGGUACUUAAAUGACCACGAUGCUGUUACCAAGGCGAUCCAGGAGGCUCGGCAGAUGAAGGAGCAGCUACGGCGGGAGCAACAGGUGCUCGACGGGAAGGUUGCUGUGGCAAACAACUUGGGACUGAAUAACUGCAGGACAGACAAGGACAAAACGACACUGGAGAACCUGACUCAACAGUUGGCAGUCAAACAGAAUGAAGACGGGAAGUUUAGCCACGCUAUGAUGGAUUUCAACAUGAGCGGAGACUCUGAUGGAAGUGCAGGUGUCUCAGAAUCUCGGAUUUAUCGGGAGUCCAGAGGGCGUGGGAGCAAUGAACCCCACAUCAAGCGCCCAAUGAAUGCCUUCAUGGUAUGGGCAAAAGACGAGCGGAGGAAGAUCCUGCAAGCUUUCCCGGAUAUGCACAACUCCAACAUCAGCAAAAUACUGGGCUCUCGCUGGAAGGCUAUGACGAACCUUGAGAAGCAGCCGUACUACGAGGAGCAGGCGCGCCUUAGCAAGCAGCACCUGGAGAAGUACCCGGAUUACAAGUACAAGCCCAGGCCGAAGCGCACGUGCUUAGUGGACGGGAAGAAGCUGCGGAUCGGCGAAUACAAGGCAAUCAUGCGCAAUCGGCGUCAAGAGAUGAGGCAGUAUUUCAAUGUUGGGCAGCAAGCACAGAUUCCCAUUGCGACGGCCGGCGUAGUCUACCCAGGGGCCAUUGCCAUGGCAGGAAUGCCCUCCCCGCACCUGCCCUCGGAGCACUCGAGCGUUUCUAGCAGUCCAGAGCCCGGGAUGCCCGUUAUCCAGAGCACUUACGGCAUCAAAAGCGAGGACACCUCCCACGUCAAGGAGGAGAUGCAGACUGACGACAUCAACGGUGAAAUAUAUGACGAGUACGACGAAGAGGACGAUGACCCCGAUGUGGACUACGGCAGCGACAGCGAAAACCACAUCGCGGGGCAAGCCAACUGAUAAGAGGGGGGUCCCGGUUCUUGGCGUUGACCUCGGAGGACUUCAGUGGGAAGCCCCGGCUGGUAUCUUAGCCCAGUGGCCAAGCACACAAACUUAAAUCCUCACACACUGACUGUUACUUUAAAAAAAACUCUUAGUCUUAACUAGUUGGGGGGAUAUCAGCUGAUCAAUAGGCAUCAGCCCGUGUCGGGGGGGAAAAAUAAACUUUUUAAAAGGAAAGCGAAACAAAAAAUUUAAAGAGACAAAAAGGCUCAGAGGAAGGAACCGUGACAAGGAAGACAACUCACGAAGACAACAAAUAUAUAUAUAUAUAUAAAUAUAUAUAUAUAAAACGGACGGAAAUAAGCUAUGGGUAAUAUAAUGCCAGUAAUUCAGCUGCUAUACCCAAGCACUGAAGUCUUACCCGUUCAACCUUUUAUUAUUAUUAUUUUUUUCAAAAUAAACUUUAUGGCUGUUUGUUCUACAAUGUUCUAGAAAAUUCUCACUCAGGUACACAGUGCCAACAAGUGGCUUUGUGAAUGUGUUCUGUUGUUUUUGUGCUACAGGUUAAAGGAAGAAAAAAAAGAUUUGGGGUGGGGUGGGGGGAGGUUGGGGAGGAGGUGACGCACCUGACCGGGAUGGGGCGGGGGGCAGAAUAGGUGAUUUUUAAAAACAAUUCUUUAUACUUCCCCCUCCAACUUUCCCACCGUCUUUUUCACCCUUCCUCUCCAGAGUCAGGGUAAUUUAAGGCAUUUAUGCAUCUGGCUGGAACAUGAGGAACGGACCUGUUUUUUUUAGCCCAUGUGGCAUUGCACAUCCUGAUUCACAACAAUUGCUGCUUGCAGGCAAGGAAGAGGUCAUUGGACCUGUAGGAGUUUGCUUAGGGCCCUGGUGGUUUGCUCCAGUGCAUAAUGUUUUCUGUGCAGGCUGCAAUAAACCUUUGGGUGAUUUGAGAGAUUUGUAGACCAUGAAUUGAGCUCUAGAAAUGCCCAAUAUUAAACAUGGGACCUUUCAUCAACACAUCAUCAUCUUUAUUUAUUGGAUAUCUUACUUGCCUUUCACCACCAGGUCCCAGGACAGGUUACACCCAUAUAAAAAUUCAAUAUUAAAAUCCUUUAAAACAACAAUGCUUUCUCAUUGACCUACGUCCUUCCCUUCCACCAAAAUACAUUAACCCAGUCCCUUAAAAAUGCAAGCACUUGUUAUAUUUUGGUUUGACACCUUCCUUAUUAUUCUACACACAUCCUUAAAUGGGUCAUGCCAGUCACCAAUAGCCAGUUAGCCUGAUCACCUGGGAGACUUAUGUGCCCUCGUCCCAAUCCAGUGUCUGCUUGACCGUGAUGGAUGUGCGCGAGAGCAUGUUGCCACAUGGGCUGCAGUGGGCAUACUCUUAUUUCUGCUGCCACCACCCCAGCCAAUCACCCCCUUCCUUUCUAGACAGGGCCUCCUUCCACCAAUUGCACACCAGACAUAGUCUCUGAGCAAGUGCCAAAUUUGUACUCACAUGCUGAACAACUUCCAUUUCAUGUUUUCUUUCCCAGUUGGUCGUCUUUUCUUUAUUUCUUUCUUUCAUCUCAUCUUCGGUCUAAAGUUAGGACAGUGUUGUGUCUUAGACAAUCUGUUGAAGAACCUGAUUACCAGCAGCUGAUGAGGUUAGGUUUUUCUUUCUUUAAUUAAUUUUCUAUUAAAAAACAAACAUAAGUUAAAGGAAACUGUAGGUGCUGUUCUCAGGUGAAAGAGAGAGAGAGAGAGAGAAACAAGAGAUUUAGAGGGAAAAUAUAUUUUAUGAAUCAUGGACUUGUGUGUUUAGGUGGAUGUGGGUGUUUAUGGUACUAAUAAGAAUAAUCUUCAGACAAUUGUUGGGGUGGAGCAGAAUGACUGAGUCUGUAUGACAUCCUUAAUUUACACUUCAUGUUGCUACAUGUAAUAGAUUUCCAUUGUUUGCAUAUGAAGUGUGGCACUGAGGAAUGUGAAGCAUUAACUUCCUAAGUCAAGUAUUGGGGAGGAAAGGGUGAGGAUGUCCAUUGUCAUGUGUUCAGAGACUUUCAGCUCCAGAUCCGCAUCAACCAUGAGGUGGAGGCUGAGAUGAAAUCUUGCUUGUGGAUGAAAUCUUGAGUGAGCUAUGAAAAUAAUUCCCAUGAUGUAUGAAUGAUUGACCCAAUAUGUGUGAGCCAUCUUCCCAUGCCCGUGUAUCCAGAGUUGGACGCAGAUUGGGCAAGGCAUUCCUCACAAUUUGUCAUUCCACAUAGUCCCAUCCCUCAUGAUGGAAAGUGCGCUACUACGCUACCAUGGGGAAUAACAACUGCAGUGGGCCUUUGUGUAUCAAUAGCUGUUCCAGUCAAUUCCAUCUGGCAUUUUCCCAGGUUAGAGGGAAUGAUACAGAAUCCUGCUUUUGUGGUGUAUCUUGUGUACCUUGGGCCCAUUCAAUCUUUGGCUUCCUGCCAUGAUGAGGAAGUCAUGAUGAUUGGACAAGGGAAAACUAGGUUUUUGACCUAGCUGAAAUCAAUGGAACUAUGCUCGCUAAAUGGAAGAACUUUACCAUAAGCAGUUUAUACUGGUAGUUCAGGGUGCCAGAUAGCAUACUAAGUUUGAUGAUAAGCAAGUAGCUCCAUAUUCCAGCAGUUCUCACAAUGUCUUGCUUGCUAAUACAGAUGCUGCAAGCUCAUUGGUGACCCACAUGGGAGAGGUUUAUUCUGCCAUUCUGUGUGCCACUAUUAAUUCCAUUCUAAGAGGUUUACUACAGCAGAAAGCUACAGAGAUAGACCUGCACAUACAGUAUACUGUUUGCAUGCAAUGCUAAGCCAUGGUUUGUGUAGCUUAACGGUGGUUUGUUUGUACAUCCAAGUCCAUCCUAGCCAACUGUGUUUUUGUUGUGGCCAACAAACCAAUAUAUGGAACCAUGGUUGGAAACGGGCUUGCAAAUUUUGACUUGUGGUUUCUCAUUAGGUCUGAACCCACUAUCCUGGCUUAAUCCCAGUUUUUUUUCAGCACCCUACCCUCGAUGCUUGCUCAGCUACAAAUGAGCAAGAUGAACAUUUUGAAAAUGAAGCUAACAUUAGGAAAACAAAUUAUAGUUGCUCUGCUCGUCUGCAGUGCUGAUCCUUGGUUAAAACAAACAAUGGAUUAUCAUUACAUACAAACUGGUACAGUGCAGAAUGCAAGCUGAAGUUCUGGAGAAAGCCAGCAGCCAUUCAUUUUUAAAAGAGCAGAUCUCUAGUCCUCACUAUUGGAAAGGUUUUCUGGACACUCAGGAGAACAUCUGGCGGAAUAUCAAAAGCUUAGCGUGGUAGCUAAAUAAUACUUUCGAUAGGGAAAGGUUCUAUGACAGCAGGACCAGACUGAGGCUGCCACACGUAUUAGGCUGUAUGUCCCGUUGGCCUAUUUCUGAGUAAACAUGCAUAGAGUUGUUCUGUGGAUGACAGCAAAUGGAAGCACAAAAUAAAGAGUGUGUGGAAGGAGGAAGGAAGGAAACGUAGGUUUAUUCUGCAUUGCUCCUAAGGAUAGCAGAGUGUGGCUUAAUCUCAAAGCAAAACCCACAAGUCCCCCUUUGAUUUUUUUUUUUAAGCGCACACUUCAGGUCCAGCCAUUUCUGCACUUGCAUAAAACACUUUGCAACCACGCAGCUUUUGACAGUGGCCACUCUUCUCAGGCACUGACACCAAGCCACCCUUCUGCACCAGUAGCUUUAACACAAAACCUGCACAGUUAAGUUUACAAUAUUCUACUGGCCAAGCACUUAAAAUACCCACCCUACACCCUUACUUGCCUGGGUGUCUAGAGGUGGGAUUAGAUUGCAAAUCAGAAAGUUUUCCUAAAGUUGCAAGAAAGUGUUGAUUCAUUGUAAUAUUUUACUAAAGGAGAGAGUGGAUUGCCCCUAUCACUUUUAUUUUCACAACAGUCUGGAUAAUUAUCUGUCUGAAGUUCCUUAGUUGUUGGAUCCUGUCCCAGUAUGUGGGGUUGGGUUUGUUGACCUAGCAGGUUAUUUUGAUCUCUGUAAGUCUGUUUGUGAUUCAUACAUGAAGAUAUAUCUGUUGAUUUUGCUGACUGUCAUUUCAAUGUGUGAAUUGGCUUCUCCAAAAAAAAAAAAAAAAGCAUUGUGUACAGAUCAGUGGGGUGAAUGGUGCCAGAGCAAAAUGGAAGUUUCAUGGUUAUUGAAGUCUAAAAAAUAUCUGACCAUAUUCUGUGGCUAUCAUGUGUUUGCCUAGGUGUGUCCAAAAGGGUGGCAAGCCUUAACCAACAUUGUAGCUUUCUUGGGAAGGGAUGGUCCCAUCAAAUAUGUUCAAGCACACCCUAUAGUUUUUCAAGAUGGCAGUAUUUGCAUUGAAAAUCAUUACUGCCACCUUGGACAUUAUUGGAUAGUGUGGCUGCCAUAUUUGCCCAGAAAUGUACAAGAUAGUGGCAUUCACAAAAUUCCAGCCACUGGAAACAAUGGGGAAUAUUGCAAUGCUGAGGUUAUUCCAAGAUCAUUGAGAAGGAUCUUGAAGGAAGUAGGUGGGAGGAGACUCAAAAGGGUAAAAAUAAAAAAAUAAAUUGAAAAAUCAUUUAAGAAUUGAUCAUCAACCCCUAUUCAUUCUUAUUAACUCUUUGAAGAUUCAUGCCCUCAUUGUUCAUAUGGCAGAAUGCUACUUCAAAAAUAGACCUCCCUCUGCAGUUGUCUGGCAAAGCAAACAGCAUCCCAUUGUGAUUGAAUAGUUCUGGCAAUAGUUAAAUGGGCGCUUGGAUGCAAUUUCCAACCCCAUUGCUCUUUCAUGAUAUCCACCUCUCCCUCAACAAUCCUUUCUCUCUCUCUCUCUCUCUCUCUCUCUCUCUCUCUCUCUCUCUCUCAAUACUUGUCUGGGUUGGUAUUCAGAGUAGUACAUCAUAUUCUCUAUGUCAGAGAUGUCUUGUUUUGUAUUGGUUAAUGGUUGCAUUUGAUUUUGCGUGAGGGUUUUUUUCUUUCUUCAGUUGAACCGCCUCUUCAUGCUAAUGUUGUAAUGGUACUUAUAAUGAUGGUAAGAAUAAUAAUAGCUGUUCCCAGAUAGUAAAUUAUGCAUAAUUUAUUUUCCUCUCUUUUUUUACAUUACGUUGGUGUUUUUUUAAUUUGGCAAUUACCACAAACAACUACAGCUCUUAAGGUGUUUUUUUUAUAUAUAUAUAAAGUGUCCUUUCCUCCUUUUGGGUUAAUAAGCUGCAAUUUCACUAUUGCUUGCCCAUCCCUCCCCUUUUUUUGGUGUGUGUGUGUGGGAUCUUUUAGAAAACAUAAUUUUGAGCCCACUGUCCCAUCAGGUAUGGACAUUUCUUAAGAUGGGGUGAAUUAUGGGAGUGUUGAGUUCAAUAUUAAUUAACUUCACUCAGUUUGGAUUAUUUAAUGACACUCUAGAGCCAUUCAAAGCACUCUGGUUAAAAACUAAAGCAAACUUUUAUAUAUAUAUAUAUAAAUAAAUAUAAAUAUUAUGACAAAUGUACAAUGUGAAAACUGAACAUUUUGCUCUCUUUUUCUAAAAGGAAAAAAAACUAAACCAGAUUGUUUCCUGUCUUUGUGAACAAAUAUUUCUGACUCUUGUGGGUUCAACCUCACAUGUGUUGGAUCCUUGCUUUCCACCAUUUUAUGAAGACAGUCUGGGUUAAUUAUGUGACUUUGGUCAACAUCUAUACUUUGUUUUAGCUCCAGGUUAGUUCCAACCCAGGUUGGAGCAAGUCAUCAACACACUAGUUAUGAGAUUAUAUAAUCUGGGAUGAGCCUGUGAUGGAAGCACUUGCAAAUCCACGCAGAUUCAUUGUGGUCCCAACUGUGCUGAGGGAAAUAAGUGAUACUCCGUAAUGUAUGUCUGAUCACCCCAGAAACAGAUAAAUGUAUUCAACUAUUCAGUUGACUGUCCUAAAUUGAGUCCAGUGGGCCUAUGUUUGCAGGUGCUUACUGUACUGGACCCAAAGUACUUCAAAAUUACUGCAGGUACAAGGACCUCAACUGUGAGAAACUGGAAAAAAUACCUGCUCUCCAUUCCUACUGAGUUAAGGGGACAGAGCUUUAUUUCUUUUGUUGAUUGGGAGAGGGGAGUCUUUCUGCAUUUAUCCUCUUCACUGUAUGCCAUGGGACCUAUUCAAGGUUGGAUAUGUCCCUGAUGUGAUAGCCAUAAGAAGCUAAACUGAUGUCCAGCCCUUGUUAAGCAUGACCUUAUUUACAGAACGUAUCCCAGGCACUACUGAACAACACCCUAGGGUCACUUAGAGGACAUCCCAUAUCUAGAAAUGUGAAGAUUUGAAUCCAAAGCAGUAGACUUGGUCAGGUAUGGAUAUUUUAUCCGAGUGUGGAAUGGUUUUAGCCAGUGCUAUUUUCCUAGGGGGAAAGGUGCCAGAAUUCACCAUGAACCCCUCCCUCGUUCUCUUAGAAUGGCAAUGGAGAGGUGCCAUAACACAUCUGAGUUUCGGCUGGGG
Messenger RNA from Zootoca vivipara (common lizard), 25387 nucleotides. The record is from RefSeq and is a predicted model, not a curated record. Lineage: Eukaryota; Metazoa; Chordata; Lepidosauria; Squamata; Lacertidae.